GUCUGUACAUUCUCCAUAUGCUCAGACGUGUAGACUAAAGACAGUGAAGACAUUAAGCCAUGUAGUAUAAAGAGUGCUUUUUAGCUGCCUUGAUUGCCAGUAUUCCCUAGGCACAGCGCAGGUCUAGAGGUUUUAUAGAGCCCUACAAACAGGCCAACUCACAAGAAGAAGUUCUUGUGAAACCGUUACCGCAAUACUCUGAAGAAUUUCUGACUGUUAGCUUAGGGAGGAGUUUGGCCACCAUGGCUCGCAUAUGGUGUUCAUAUCUUCAUCUCCUGGUGGUCAUUCUCUCCACGAUGUGUGCCGUGAGCUCAGCAGUCGUUCAGGAAACUACCGUACCACCGACAAUGAGUUCUGGGAUGAGUACGAAGCAGCAGGAUCAAUAUAACUGCCUUCAGGCGUGGUUGGAAGUCGCCGGUGCCAGCCAGGAUUAUGCUAGUCAGCUUGUUGCAAGUAGGCACGUUACUCGCUUUGGUCUUGACGAGAAGAAGAUCAAGUCGUCCGAUACAUACUUCAUCAGUGUUAUAUUGGACUUCGAUGGUGAUUUGGCUGAAAAGCUGAAACAAUGCGUAGACCGAAACGCGACAUGUCCAGCGUCCUCUACCCCGUCCGUGCUUCCCUGCUCCGCCCGUGGCGUAUGCCUUCACAACGCCACCAGCGAAACACCUCGGUGUCAAUGUCCUCUGGGACUUGUUGGAGAGCGAUGUGAGACUGAUAUUGACGAGUGCGCAGUACCACAGCUAAACGAGUGUGAUGAUGCUGAGCGCGCAAGAUGCCACGAUACCCAUGGAUCGUAUGUAUGCGAGUGUCUUCAUGGUUACUAUGGAGAUGGGCGGCGUUGCGAAGAUGUAGACGAGUGCCAAGCCGGAGUGCACCGUUGCCAUCAGCACGCACACUGUAAUAACACGUUGGGACAGUACACCUGCAAGUGCAGCCAUGGUUACCUUGGAAACGGAAGGUCAUGUGAAGCUGACCCGUGUUCAGGCGAGAGUAAUUCCGGUCUCUGUCGGCGAGUACUACAAGCAGAGAAACAUAACAAGCGUUUGGAGCAGAAACUAAAGCUGCGCGAUGGCCAGAUCAACACUUUCCGUAAACAAAUAGAAAAGAUCACGGAGAUAUUCCGAGAACAUCAUGACUCCGUGGAUCGUGCGAUGCUGUCCAUGAAUUCUCGACUGGAACACGUCGAAACAAGGAACGAAACGAAUUUGACUUGCACGAGGCCAACACUGGGGUACAAGUAUCAGAGUCGUCGUUCUGGUGCAAGCGGUAAACAGAACGGCCAAAUCGCCUCAAUGAGUUUCAGGAAGAAACACACGGAUACAGUUUUGAGGCUAUCCUACUCCGGGACUAUACGUAGUUAUCACGGUGGCAGGUCGGUUUAUUGGUUAUUCAAAAUCGACAAUAAACAGUGCACACGGCCUACGCACAUAGAUAUCGUGAUGUACCAAGCCUCACAAGCUGACAAUCACAUCCCAUCCGUUCUGACUGGUGUUUGUGAGUCCGUUGAGUCUAAUGGUGCAGCCUUGUCAGCUGGGAAUCACACGAUAUCUGUGCACAUCUCCGAUGGUCGGGGCUCAUCACACUCAGGCUACCGAUCGACUUCUAUCAUGGAAGUGCAAGAGGUAUGCCGUCCAAAUUGACCUGCAUUACCCUUCAUGAUACCACUGCAAAGCACAUUCUUUAGCUUACAUACUCUGUUCGUCAUCCUUUACACUCUUACUUAGUCAUUUUUUCUUCUCAAUCUCCAUGCUAGUACUUGAGAUGUACAUGGGGACGGUUUGCACGGUAUAAGUAUGAGAAUGCCCCCAGAACCAAUUCGGUUUGUUGUGAAAAAGGAGAACAAAACGUUACGAGUUAUGACUAACUGUCCACCAACGUAACCAGAUCGUAUACAGUCAGUGAGUGCGAGUUGGUGGACAGUUAGUCAUAACUCGUAACUUUUAGUCCUCCUCCUUUUUCACCAUAAUUUAAUUGGCUCACCAUCCGAGUUCGGUUUUUUUGUGUUUUGUUUUGUUUUGUGUUUGAAUUAUUGUAGUUCAAUAGUACAAUGUACCACUUCAAAGAGGGUGUAGUCAUUGCUUCAAUGCGUAUGGAACCCACUGCGGGUGUUUUACUUGCUUUAUUGUUCAUAGUAGGACAAACAUGCCUGUUUUGUGUGUCUAACUGCCAAUAGUGGUGCAUACAUAUCACCAGAGUGCUCAUUGGUUAUCUGUAAAAAAAAACGAAUUAUGUCUUUACCAUGUUUGUGAUUCUCUGUUCUGCUGAUACACACAAAAAUCGCCAGUUUCCAAACUGGGAAACUUCA
Molecule: messenger RNA, 2305 nt
Organism: Sycon ciliatum
Lineage: Eukaryota; Metazoa; Porifera; Calcarea; Leucosolenida; Sycettidae
Exons: 7
Coding region: 243-1640 (465 amino acids)
Molecular function (GO): calcium ion binding
Source: RefSeq, a predicted model, not a curated record